Molecule: messenger RNA, 2393 nt
Organism: Aricia agestis (brown argus)
Lineage: Eukaryota; Metazoa; Arthropoda; Insecta; Lepidoptera; Lycaenidae
Gene: Mlh1
Product: DNA mismatch repair protein Mlh1
Exons: 11
Coding region: 39-2348 (769 amino acids)
Biological process (GO): mismatch repair
Cellular component (GO): MutLalpha complex
Molecular function (GO): mismatched DNA binding; ATP hydrolysis activity; ATP binding
Source: RefSeq, a predicted model, not a curated record
ACUUAUAUUGCAGAAACACCAAUAUAAAGGUGUAAAUAAUGGAGCCGGGAAUAAUAAGAAAACUAGAUGAAGAUGUUGUGAAUCGUAUAGCAGCUGGGGAAAUAGUCCAGAGACCUGCAAAUGCAUUGAAAGAGCUGAUUGAGAAUAGCUUAGAUGCACAUGCAACAAACAUAAUAAUUACAGUCAAAGCAGGAGGAUUAAAGUAUUUACAGAUACAAGACAAUGGAACGGGCAUCAGAUGUGACAACUUGGAUAUAGUCUGCGAGAGAUUUACUACGUCUAAACUUAAAGAGUUUGAAGAUUUACAAGCUAUAAACACUUACGGGUUCCGAGGGGAAGCAUUGGCCAGUAUAAGUCAUAUAGCUCAUCUGUCCAUAAUGACCAAAACUGCUGCAGACAAAUGUGCUUAUAAGGUAUCCUACGAAAACGGCAAGGUGAAAGGUCAAAUCAAAGCCUGCGCCGGCAACACGGGCACACAGAUCACAGUCGAGGACAUAUUCUACAACGUCGUAGCGAGGAAGAAAGCCCUGCGCAGUCCCAACGAGGAAUACACACAUAUCAUGGACGUGGUUGGAGGAUACGCCAUACACAACAGUAAAGUCGCAUUCACACUAAAGAAGUUUGGUGAAAACACGGAUAUUAGGACGCCACUCAACUCAAGUACUGUCGAAAAUGUGCGGAUUGUACAUGGCAACCAAAUUGCUCGAGAGUUGCUCGAAAUAGAGAUUAAAGAACCAACACUGAAAUUUGAACUCCAUGGAUACAUCACCAAUGUCAAUUACUCGCAUAAGAAGGGCAUGAUGCUACUGUUUAUUAACCAUAGAAUGGUUGUCUCCACAUCCAUACGCAAAGCCGUGGAUUCUGUCUACUCAACGUAUUUGCCGAAAAAUUCUCACUCUAUUGUGUAUCUCAGUAUUGAAUUAGAUCCCAAAAACGUUGAUGUGAACGUGCACCCAACUAAACAUGAAGUACAGUUUCUGUACGAGGAGCAGAUCAUAGACAAGAUCAAGAGCUGCGUGGAGAGCAAGCUGUUGAGCUGCAACUCAUCCAGGGUCAUGUAUACUCAGGCCAGGCUACCCGGUGCCUCUGCAGUUGAAGAAAUUAUCAAGAAAACAACGGACGGUGCGAAAGUAUACGCCAAAGAUCUAGUCAGAGUCAACGCUGAUACUCAGAAGAUCGAUAAAUUCUUCAGAGCGCAAACGAAUCGAGAAAAUACAGAAACUUCAAUAAACGAUGCAAAAAUUGCUGUAGGAGUUGGAAAACUAAAUGAUAAUGAUAGUUUAGAAACGUUAGAUGCAAGAAAAACUAAUUCUAAUGUAAAUGAUAUAAAUAAAGAUUCUGAAGGCAAGAACGAAGUAAACAAAGAAUAUAAUAGAAAUAUAGAUUGUAAUAACGAUAAAACAGGCAAUCAACCAAUAAGUUUUACGAAUGGAGAAGGACAUUCACAAAAUGGCAAAAUAAAUAAAGUACCAAACAUAGAAAUAUCUAAUAAUAUGGAACAAGUAGAUAUAGAAGAAAAUGUAGUCCAAAGAAUACCAAAAUGGAGCAACGCAGUGGGAAAUUCCAGUACAUACAUAGAUCCAAAGCAGUCCUUUAAAACAAGAACCUUCGAAUAUGAAAGGAUAGAAACUAAACUGACAAGCGUGAAACAGUUGAGAAUGGAGAUAGAGAGUCAAUGCAACAUGAAUCUAAGAGAGAUCCUCGCGAAUCUCAUAUUCAUAGCUUGUAUAGACAGCUACAGAUCUCUAGUGCAACAUUCUACCAAAUUAUAUUUGUGUGAUACUAGAAGAUUGACCGAGGAACUGUUCUACGAGACGAUACUGUAUGACUUCCAAAACCUCGGGUUCAUCAAACUGUCUAAUGCUCUGCCGUUGGAGGAGCUGUUCGUGUUGGGGCUCAGCGCGGACGACGCCUGGGAUUCCGAAUUAGGCGAUCGUCGCGAGUUAGGGGUCCAGAUGGUCGGUAUGCUCGUGUCGAAGCGGGACAUGCUGCUAGAGUACUUCUCGCUGGAGAUGAAUGCGAAGGAACUUCUGGCUUUGCCCUUGCUACUGGAUGGUCAUACGCCAUACAUGGGAGCGCUACCAACCUACCUCGUCCGUCUAGUCACCGAAGUCAACUGGGAGUCGGAGAAGGAAUGCUUCGACACGUUCAGUCGACAGACGGCUAUAUUUUACUCACAGGUAAACCCUGACUCGUCUACAAGCUCUUCGGAACAAUGGACUCAGGAGCAUAUAAUAUUUCCGGCGAUUAGAAAGAAUUUCCUACCGACGACACAGUUUACAACCAAUGGAACGAUACUACAAGUAGCAAGCCUGGGUGAUUUGUAUAAAGUGUUUGAACGGUGCUAAGUUUUGUUAUAUUUUUGUUAAGUAGAAAAUAAAUGUUUUUUAAUU